AUGUCGCGAAAUAAUAAGUUAACUGUUGCUGACAUAGUCGAUAUAUUGGAGAAUGAAGAAGAUAUUAUAAAUGCUUCUGUUUACAUUUGCCCUCCUGAAAAUCACAUGCUAAGUGAUGGUGACAGUGACGAAGACGACGCCGAAGCAGGAAACUUUAAUCAUCUCUCUGGAAAUCAGCUACGAGCUGAAGGGCACUUGCAAAUAGUUAGACAAGGUGGUGGUGGAUUGAGGCAUGAAUUUGUUGGGCGGAAAAAUCAGUCUGAUUCGGACGACAGUGAUGACAAUGUUUCUUUAUCUGAACUAAAAAUUGGGAAUCAAGCUCAAGUGAGAAAAUCAAAGAAAAAACCUCUGCCAUAUAGAGAGUGGGAGAACAAGGAUCUUCCAACGUAUGAGAGGCAAACUUGGACUGAACCUGACUUUCUCAACGACUCUCGGAGCCCUGUAGAGUGGUUUGAACUAUUUUAUGAUGACGAGUUAGUAGAAUUGAUAGUACUUAACUCGAAAAAGUAUGCCGUUUACGAGGGGAACGACCAGUUUGACGUAACGCGAGAAGAAAUGCGUCUUGUAAUUGCUAUAUUUUUGUUGAGUGGCUAUUGUUCCUAUGCAAGACAGCGAAUGUUUUGGGACACAGGUGCUGAUACAUAUCACCCUGGCGUUGCCAACUCUAUGACAAGAUUUCGGUUCGAGCAAAUUUUGAAAUAUAUGCACGUAAGCGACAAUACAUUAUUAGAUCAGGGAGAUAAGUUUACAAAGGUUCGCCCAUUGUGGAAUAAACUUAACGCAAGUUGGAUGAGAUAUUUUCCGCGCUUUACGAAUGUAAGUAUAGAUGAAUCCAUGGUACCGUAUUACGGCCACCAUAGCACAAAACAACAUAUCCAUGGAAAACCAAUCCGAUUUGGUUAUAAGAUUUGGUGCAUGGCAACUCGCCUAGGAUAUUUGAUUCAAGCUGAACCUUAUCAAGGAGCCUCCACCGGUAAUACUAAUCCCGAGCUAGGAGUUGCACUGAAGGAAUCUGGACAUCAGGGAACUGGCACUAUUCGAUCAAAUCGCGUCGAAAAAGCACCUUUGGAGUCACUUCAGCAUAAAAUCCAAACCGAGGGUAUCAUCAGAUUACUGAUAAGAAAUCAGGUAUUACGCUGGUUCGCUAUAAUCAGAUUAUUCAAAGAGGGUCGAGAACGCGUUACCGGUGAACCAUGUCCAGGACGGCCACCUGAUGAUCAAUAA
Molecule: messenger RNA, 1224 nt
Organism: Bactrocera tryoni
Lineage: Eukaryota; Metazoa; Arthropoda; Insecta; Diptera; Tephritidae
Product: piggyBac transposable element-derived protein 3-like
Exons: 5
Coding region: 1-1224 (407 amino acids)
Molecular function (GO): sequence-specific DNA binding
Source: RefSeq, a predicted model, not a curated record